This is a messenger RNA of Lycium barbarum (goji berry), 978 nucleotides long. RefSeq lists its product as uncharacterized. The record is from RefSeq and is a predicted model, not a curated record. Bases 1 to 978 code for a protein of 325 amino acids. Lineage: Eukaryota; Viridiplantae; Streptophyta; Magnoliopsida; Solanales; Solanaceae. The transcript is spliced from 4 exons.
AUGUGUGUAUGUGUGUUUAUUGUUGGGUUGAUUUUGGUUUUACUUGCAGAUGUGGCAUUAGAACUAUUCAAAAGGGACAGAACAUUGGUUGCCACACUUUAUGCAGCAGAUAUCUUAAAUGCGUUAUCUAAAAAGCCUUUAACAAUCAGUAGCGAAAAUACAGAGGGAAAUUGGGAGAAGUUCAUUCAUCUGUUAAAUUCUGGAUUUCAACGAGCUUGUUCUCAUUUUGCAAUACAAUUUAACUUAUAUAUACUGACUGCAUUUUUUUUUUUUUUUGUACUUCUCAUAUUGCUUCGAAUUUUAGGGUCCAAAAGUGUUGGAGUGCCUCUAGAGAAGUCUUUACAGAGGAAGCAAGCCGGUCUGCUACUUAAGGAGCUGUGGGCAGAAUGUGAACUACAAUUGGCAGAGGAUGGUCUUUCGGAGCUAGUUAGGAAGACAAAAAUACUUCAUUCUGCUGCAAAAGCGGGAAAUGUAGAGUUUUUAGCUGUGCUUAUUCGCAAUCAUUCUGAUCUCAUUUGGACUCUCAACGAAAAAGCACAGACCAUUUUUCAUGUUGCUGUUUUACAUAGAGAGGAAAAAGUCUUCGGUCUUAUAUACCAAAUUGGAGGGAUGAUCAAGCACUUAAUUACUUUCAUAACAGACGAAGAUGGCAAUAACAUUCUACAUUUGGCCGGCAUGUCGGGGCAGCCAAGUGAUCUUAAUCAGGAACUUGACCAACAGCUUGAAGGGGAGUUAACAGAUGGGUCGACUAGCGACAUAGAAGAGACAAAUGUGACAGAGCUUCCAAAACAGUUUGAACAAGAAUUGAUUAGAGAGAUAAAACAGAUAAAAGAGAGUGAGCCCAAUAAGAUUAUGCCGCCUUCACUUCUGAAACUAUUUGGUGCUGCUCUUCGAAUGCAAAGAGAGAUAAUGUGGUUUAAGUCAAAAAAGACAGAUAAUAUGGUCAUAUGGAGUGCCAGCGGAAAUAGUAAUUUCUAA